UUCAAUUUCAGGAACAAGUCAGUGCUUGUCAAAAAUGUGUUUGAUAUAACGUUCCUAAGAUCUUGAUUACAGAUUGUUUAUAUUCCCCUGAAAUGGCGACAACAAGUUCUAGAGCUGAGGAAAUUUUGAAUGAUGAGGCUUUAGCAGAAGAGGAACUGCUAGAUGAACUAGAAAAUGCAGAAAUUCCUGCCUAUAUAAGAGAAGCACGUCUUGAUCAGUUGAAAAAACAUGCUGUUAAUCUUAAUGAUAUGAAAGAAAAACAACAUGGGCAAUAUACAGAAAUAACAGAAGAGAAGAAGUUUUUAGACCUCACGACAACAGAAAAGAAAUGUAUCGUUCAUUUUUAUCAUUCAGAUUUUAGAAGAUGUGCAAUUAUGGAUACACACUUAGAAGCACUUGCCAGCAAACAUUUUGAGACAAAGUUUGCUAAGAUCAAUGUUGAUAUUUGCAAGUUUUUUGUCGAAAAAUUAAAGAUAAGAACAUUGCCAGCAGUAUUCUGCUUUAUAAAUGGACAAGUUGUUGACAAGGUUACAGGUUUUGAAGAGUUGGGGAAUACUGAUGAUUUCCAGACCAGUACACUAGAAAAUCUGUUAGGCAUAUCAGGUGUUAUACAGUGUACACAGGAAGAAAAAACUAAAAAGACUAUCUUUGGUUUUAAAAAAUCCAGUAAAAAUGAUGACAGUGACAGUUGUGAAGAUGAUGAAAAUGAUUGGAAUUAAAUUAUUGUGUUCAAAUAGAAAUAGUUUUGAAAAUCCAUUGUGCACCUACUAUUAUGGAACUGUUUGAGCAACUUUUCCUCAUUAACAUAGGAAUUGUUUAGGAGAAUUAACAAAAGACUGAUUCAGUGUAAUCAACAUGAUCAGAUCAUACAGUUUUCAACCAAGAUGAUUUUUUCACAUAUUUAAAUGCUCAUUAUAGACCAUUCACCAUUAAAAAAAAAAUCAUAUGCAACUCA
Messenger RNA from Mytilus californianus (California mussel), 955 nucleotides. RefSeq lists its product as uncharacterized. NCBI's taxonomy places the organism in Eukaryota, Metazoa, Mollusca, Bivalvia, Mytilida, Mytilidae. Gene Ontology annotation, cellular component: cytoplasm. The record is from RefSeq and is a predicted model, not a curated record. The transcript has 6 exons. Bases 93 to 719 code for a protein of 208 amino acids.